GACAGUUUAGUAUCUUAAGUUCAUAACAGACAUAAAAAGGUAAUAAGUUAAGAAGGCAACUUUGAUGAAGACAUUAACAAAGGAGAAGUAUACGUUUCCUUGUGAGCGUUGGCUGGACACAAAUGAAGAUGAUAACGAAGUCGUGAGGGAGCUACCUGCCACCGGAGAACUAAUCGCUGAGCCGCUGCCCUUAAUCAAAUACAGAGUGACUGUUUGCACGGGGACUAUCGGCGGCAGCGGCACAGAUGCAUCCGUUUUUGUUAAUCUGAUUGGAGACCAGGGGGACACCGGAGAUCGGCAGCUGGUCAACUGCAAAAACAAUGUCAACAAGUUUGAGAAAGGAAACAUGGAUGAGUUUAUAGUCGAGGCGGUAGCCAUCGGGCAGAUCCGCAGGGUGAGGAUUGGACAUGACAGUAAAGGUGGAGGCUGCGGCUGGUUCCUUGAUAAAGUGGUUGUAAGAGAGGAAGGACAGGCUGAGGCUCAGGCUAUAGAGUUCCCCUGCAACAGGUGGCUGGACCCCAACGAGGAUGAUGGACAAAUUGUUAGAGAGUUGGUGCCAUUCGCAGAUGGACAGCGUCUUUACAACAUUGCCUACAACAUUGCAGUAAAGACAGGUAACAUCCCUGGGGGCAGUUCAGACUCCAACGUGUUUGUCAAGCUCUACGGAGACAAAGGCGACACCGGUAAGAUGAUGCUGGUGGUCUCUUCCAACAACCUGGGUAACUACUUUGAGACGGGUCGCGUUGACAUCUUCACGGUGGAAACCUCUGAUAUUGGACAGAUCAACCGUCUCCUGAUUGGCCACACCAACGAAGGCAUGCGUGCAGGCUGGUUCUUGGACAGCGUUCAGAUCAUGGUUCCAGUCCAUGGCAAGCAUUACAUGUUCCCCAGUCACCGCUGGCUGGAUGAGGAUGAGGCUGACAGCAAGACGGAGGUGGAGAUUUACCCAAGUGAGAUCCUGGACAUGGAGCAACUAAUUAACUAUGAGAUAACAGUAGUGACCGGAGAUGUGAUGUUUGCUGGCACCAACGCCAGAGUGUUCAUCCAGAUCUACGGGGACAAAGGGAAGACAGAAAUUAUCACACUCAAAAGCAGAUCCAACAACUUUGAGCGGAACACCACAGAAAUAUUUAAGAUAGAGGCUAAAGAUGUGGGCAAGAUCUUCAAGGUCCGCAUCGGUCACGAUGGCUCAGGGAUCGGAUCUGGCUGGUUCCUGGAGACAGUGGAUGUCAAACAUCUAAUCAUGGCCUUGAUGCCCAAAGAGAAGAAAAAGGACGACAAGAAAAAGAAGAAGAAAAAGAAGAAAGAUGAAGAAGAUGAGGACGAGGAGGAAGGAAACGAGAUGCAGGAAGUGGUGCUGACUUAUCACUUCCCCUGCUCCCGCUGGCUGGCUGGGGGUGAGGAGGAUGGCGAGCUGGUGGUGGAGCUGCUGCCUGAGGAUUCAGAGGAGCUGGAAGUCAACACCUAUGAAGUGUGCGUCUUCACUGGGAAGAUGCAGGGUGCUGGGACAGACGGCAACGCCUUCAUUAAUAUUUAUGGAGAAAACGGAGACACUGGAGAGCGCUAUCUGAGGAACUCUGACAACCUCAACAAAUUUGAGCGGGGGCAGGAGGAUGUUUUCAUUGUGACAGCUGUUGAUCUGGGUCCUCUGAAGAAGCUACGGAUCCGUCACGACAACACUCAGCCUCAUUCAUCUUGGUACCUGGAUCGUGUUGAGAUAGUGGACACAAAGGAUGAUACAACGUACUAUUUCCCUUGUAACCGCUGGCUGGCAGUGGAUGAGGAUGAUGGACAGCUAGCAAGAGAGUUGGUGCCUGUGGACGAAGCCUUCAUGAGGAAGGAUGAGGACGAGGAUGAUGAGGGGACAGGGGCCACUCUGGGGCUGGAGCAAAAAUCCAUGUCUACUACAUAUACUAUCAAAGUAAAAACUGGAGAAAAGAAGCAUGCUGGAACUGAUGCCAACGUCUUUGCCAUCCUGUUCGGUGAAAAUGACGACACGGGGAUUGUCAACCUUAAGGCUUGUAAAAACUAUAAGAAUAAGUUUGAACAGGGGAUGAUCAAUGAGUUCACUGUGGAGGCGGUGGAUUUGGGUGACCUGGAAAAGCUUCGAAUUGGGCAUGACAACUCAGGGGGUUCAGCCGGUUGGUUCUUGGACUGGGUUGAGGUUGACGCCCCUUCACAGGGUCAGAGACUACGCUUCCCAUGUGGCCGCUGGCUGGAUAAAGGAGAGGAUGAUGGGGCAAUUGUGAGGGAUCUCUAUCCCGCUGAGUUACAGACCGAACUCUACAUGCCAUUUGUGCCUUAUGAGAUAAAGAUAUUCACCAGUGAUGUGUUUGGUGCGGGAACAGACGCUGACGUGUUCAUAGUCUUGUACGGAGGUAAGGGAGUGUGCACACAGCAGAAACACCUGUGUGUCAACAAGAGAGAGAGGCGUCUGUACUUUGAGAGGGGAGCAGAGGACAUGUUCAUUGUGGAGCUGGAGGAUGUUGGUGACAUUAUAGAGAAAAUCAGGAUAGGACAUGACAACAGGGGCACCAACCCAGGAUGGCACCUCGACAGAGUGGAGAUUAGACGACAGCUCAGGAAAGGAAAGGGUUCAGAGACGACCAUUUUCCCAUGCGAGUCCUGGCUAGCCAAAUCUGAAGGUGAUGGGGAGACGGUGAGGGAGCUGGUCCCCUCGGAAAUCAUUACACAGAAACUCCUUAGGGAUGGGAAGCUGAAGACAACUGAAACAGAGGUGGAAGAUGCUUUGGAAACUCACACAUACAAGGUGUCUGUGCGGACAGGUGAUAUGUUCGGAGCAGGAACUGAUGCCAACGUUUUUCUCACCAUCUAUGGAGACCUGGGAGACACAGGAGAACGCAAACUCGCCAAAUCUGAGAACAACAAGAACAAGUUCGAGAGAGGAGAGGUGGACAAGUUCACUAUUGAGGCUGUGGACUUGGGCCAAGUGUUUAAGAUCCGUAUUCGGCAUGACAACUCCAUGAUCGGGGCUGAUUGGUACCUUGACCAGGUGGAGGUGCUGGAUGAGGAUACAGAAGAAGUGUACAUGUUCUUGUGUGAGCGCUGGUUGUCGACGAAGAAAGAGGACAAACGCAUAGAGAGGACCUUCUUUGUCAAGGGUUAUGAAGGUGAAAGACACCCUGAUCCAUUUGCCAAGAACAUGGCUCAGGCCAAACUGGGGCUGGACAGAAAUGCCAACAAGAAGAAAAAGAAGAAAAAGGUGGCAGUGAUGGAAGAGGGUCCAAUCAUCCCCUAUCAUUUCACCUUGUCCACGGGGGUGGACCGUGAUGCCAGCACUACAGCCAGGGUCUAUGUCAUCAUCAUCGGCCCCAACGAUGUUGAGACAGACCGACUGUGGCUGGACCUGCCAGAGGGAAAGAAAUCCUUCACAGCUGGCACCAUGGAGCACUUUGUGUGUUAUGGAACUGACGUAGGAGAGAUCAAGAGGGUGGAACUUGGCCAUAACGGUGUCACACCAGAGAGCUGCUGGUUGGUGGAUGAGCUGUCGGUUGCUGUGCCAACCAAAGGUAUCAAGUACAUCUUUCCAUGUAAGUGCUGGCUGGCUAAAGACAGGGGCGAUGGUCUGACUGCCAGACUGUUCAAUGUGCUGGACUCCAGCACGAUCAACAUUAUCCGCAAAGUUGUUUAUUCGGCCACAGUUGUCACAGGAGACACUCAGUAUGCAGGGACUGAUACCAACAUUUUCCUGACGGUGUAUGGAGCCAAUGGGAGCACAGAGGAAAUGCUGCUGCCCAAAAAGGAGGACAGGUUUGAAAGGGGCCAAGAAGACACAUUCAGUCUGGAGAUAGAUGACAUUGCUCCUCUGAAGAAGAUCAGAGUUCGGAUAGAUGGCUCUGGAAGUCGACCUGACUGGUUUCUUGACAGGAUCCUGAUGCGGAAUCUGACCACAGAGGAGGUGUAUCUGUUUACCUACGAGAACUGGCUGUCAAAGACCAAAGGGCCGAAGAGGACGAAGGCAUGCGAGCUGGCAGCUGUGGUGGAUGAUGAGGAAAUGGUGGAGAAAACAACCUACAUUAUUCAAGUCCAAACCAGCGAUGUCGGGGGUGCAGGCACCGAUGCCAAUGUGUUUUUGAUGGUGUUUGGGGAGUACGGGGACACUGGCACGCUGCCACUGAAGGAGAGCUCAAACAGGAACAAGUUUGAGCGAAAAGCAAAAGAUGUGUUCAGAUUUUCCGAUAUGCUCAGUGUGGGCGAACUGUCCAAGGUCCGAGUGUGGCACGAUAACAAAGGCCCUGCUCCUGGUUGGCACCUGGAGUACAUUGACGUGAAAGAUGAGGCCAUGGACCAGACCUUUAGGUUCCCCUGCGACCGCUGGCUGGCUAAAAAUGAAGACGACGGGCAGAUAAUGAGGGAGCUGGCCUGUGCCAACAACGACUCUAUAGACCUCAGUGACAAAACCAAAUAUGAAAUUGCCACAACAACUGCUAACACAGACGAUGCCUCCACCACGGAAAACGCCUGGAUCGUGUUGGAAGGAAGGAAAGCCCGUUCCAAGGAGUUUGUUCUGGAGAAUAAGAAAAAGAAGUUCUUAUGCGGUGCCACAGACACGUUUGAGUUCUCGUCCAAGCACGUGGGGGAGAUUGCCGGCAUCUGCCUAGGCCACAUAACGAAAGACGGAAAGAAGGUGAAGAAUGAAGCUUUCUGGCACGUUAUGGAGGUGGUAGUGACAGAAAGGGAGCUGGGAAACAAGUAUUUCUUCCACUGUGAUGCAAAAAUCCCCCUGGCAGCCAAAAAGGACCAAUUCCUGACAUUUGAGUGCUUUAAGUCCAUCGAGAGCUUUGCGAGCAGAGUCCGCAACCUGGUCCCUGUCAAGUAUGAAAUCAUCAUCAUCACCGGGGACGUAAAAGGGGCGGGCACAGACGCCAACGUUUUCAUCACAGUCUAUGGCAUCAACGGUGACUCAGGCAAGCGUCAUCUGCGGCAGAAGUUCCGCAACCUUUUUGAGCGAGGGCGAACCGACCGCUUUGUUCUGGAGAUGCUGGACCUCGGGGAGUUGCUGAGGGUCAAAGUGGAGCACGACAACAACGGCUCCAACUGUGGGUGGUAUUUAGAGUGUGUGGAGGUGACCAACACAGCCAACUCAGUGACAACAAUCUUUAACUGUGGAAAUUGGCUCGACACUUCUAAGGCCGACGGCCAGAUCCAGCGGGUGCUCUACCCCAAAUACUGAGGAGGAGCAUGCAUGACACAAAGAGUGGGUGAACAUUCCUUUAGAGACUUUUUGGUCACUUGUUUUUUUUUUUUGUACUGUAAGUUCAAGCUUCAUGAGGAAAAACAAUGAAAUUAACAGACCUGAAUGUAAUUUUAUGUCACCUUUUAAAAGUGUUGUUUUUUAAGUUUGUGCCAACUGUUUAGGUUGUCCCUCUUCUCACUUCAGAAAAAGCCAUUUGCGACCAACUUUUCUUGUACAAUCUGAAAAAUAAACUUGUGCGAACCUGCAGAUAAUCCAACACAAUAAACAUUUAGUCUUAA
This is a messenger RNA of Micropterus salmoides (largemouth bass), 5496 nucleotides long. RefSeq names its product lipoxygenase homology domains 1b (gene loxhd1b). The transcript has 31 exons. Bases 65 to 5194 code for a protein of 1709 amino acids. Gene Ontology annotation, molecular function: protein binding. The record is from RefSeq and is a predicted model, not a curated record. NCBI's taxonomy places the organism in Eukaryota, Metazoa, Chordata, Actinopteri, Centrarchiformes, Centrarchidae.